AUGGACGCCGGUACCCCCUCUUAUCCUCCCCUAGAGGACCGCCCGAUCAAGAACACAAUCGCCCUCUUCGAUGUAGACGAGACGCUGACGCCGGCGCGUCGUGCUGCUUCUCCCGAGGUUCUUCGCACGCUCGAGCGACUACGACAGAAGGUCGCCAUUGGAUUCGUGGGAGGUUCGAACUUACCCAAGCAGCAAGAGCAAUUGGGCGCUGCUGACCGCCCCGUCACCACCAUGUUCGAUUUCUGCUUCAGCGAGAACGGUCUAACGGCCUACAAGAUGGGUGCCGAACUACCCUCAAAUAGCUUCAUCAAGUGGCUAGGCGAGGACAACUACAAGGAGCUCGCCAACUGGACCCUGCACUAUAUUGCCGACCUCGACAUCCCCGUCAAGCGCGGUACUUUUAUCGAGUUCCGCAACGGCAUGAUCAACAUCUCCCCUAUCGGCCGUAACGCUAGCACUCAGGAACGCGACGACUACCAGGCAUACGACGAGAAGCACAAGAUCCGAGAGACUAUGGUUGGCAAGAUGAGGGAGAAGUUUGGGCACUUGGGUCUGACGUUCUCGAUUGGUGGCCAGAUCUCUUUCGAUGUCUUCCCUACGGGUUGGGACAAGACGUACUGCUUGAAGCACCUUGAGGACGAGGCCAAGAAGCCCGGCGGCAUCGAGUACACCAACAUCCACUUCUUUGGCGACAAGACCAGCAAGGGCGGCAACGACUACGAGAUCUAUACCGACCCCCGCACCAUUGGUCACUCCGUCGACGGGCCCGAGGACUGCAUGAGGCAAAUAAAGGAGACCUUCGAUAUCUAA
Molecule: messenger RNA, 810 nt
Organism: Daldinia decipiens
Lineage: Eukaryota; Fungi; Ascomycota; Sordariomycetes; Xylariales; Hypoxylaceae
Product: eukaryotic phosphomannomutase
Exons: 2
Coding region: 1-810 (269 amino acids)
Biological process (GO): protein N-linked glycosylation; mannose metabolic process; GDP-mannose biosynthetic process
Cellular component (GO): cytosol
Molecular function (GO): phosphomannomutase activity
Source: RefSeq, a predicted model, not a curated record